GCAGUGGUCAACGUGACUCGGUCGGAAUCACACGUCGUGUUAUCGUCCGGGUGUAGCGUAGACAGAAACUCGCCGCGUGAAUAAAUCACCGCUCGCUGAAAUCAAAAUACAUAAAAAAAUAAUUAAUUUUUCGUCGCCGUCUUACUCAUUCGCGGUCGUUCUCGACUGUAAAUCGCGUCCCAAAAAUAACGAACCUCGUCUGCGUAUUGUAAUAAUAUCGCUCUGCAGGUGACACCAUGGUACACAAAUACGCACACAAACACCGUCAACGAUCGUAAUCGAAAUUCCACGUGGAAACGUGAUCGGACUGUUGAGUGAUCUCAGCCGCAACGUCUGAUAGGAAUUAAAAACAAAAAAUUUCAAAAUCGGACACCUAAAAAAAAAAAAAAAUUACAAUAGGUAACGCGCCUGCCGUGGAGAUCCUUAUCACGCGCCGUGUCACAUAUUCGCACGGGACUUGGUUCGUAAUCACGACUUUCGCUAGGUACCAAUUUAUAUAUAAAAAAAUUACAAGUACAUAAGUACGAAAAUACACCUAAUAAUCGUACAGCGCGAUUUUCAUCAUCUAUCGACCGUUCGCUUCUGAACAAAAAUAUCAUACCUACUUAACACUCACGCAUAAUAUAAUACAUAAUAUUAUUAUUAUCGUUAUUUUACGGAGUCGUGUUGUAUACAUGUUCGUGCGAAGACGGCGGCGAUGGCGACGGUCCGAUGUCACAAUAUUACUGUGAUCGGCCACCACUGCAGGUGGACUACAAAACACCCCACACCGUCGCCAUCGCCUUAGGGCGACCACCGCACGGCGGCGCCGCCGCGGCCGUCAUGAAGUUGGACGGCAACAUGAACGUGAUGUCGCGGAGCAACACGUGGCCCGUGGUGGUGGUCCGCUUGGAACACGACGGCGGCGGCGUGCACGUGACCGACAACGGCCCGUCCGACGACGGAGGGCCGUGCACGGCCGUCACGGACGACAUGACCGGCUUGUUCGGCGGCGUCGGCGGUGGCGGCGGCCUUGGAGGCGUGGACGUCAACGGAGUCGGAGGCGGCGACGGGACGGCGGCCGACACGUGUCCGCUGGCGCCGCUGUCCGCCCGCAAACGGGCCACGCUGCAGCGGCACUACUACCCGGAGGGCGGGUGGGGUUGGGUGAUCGUGGCCACCGCGGUGGCCGUCCACGUGCUCAAUCACGGGCUGCAGCUGUCCGCGGCCGUCAUGCUGAGACCCGCGGCCGCGAAGCACGGACAGCCGGUCGUCAAUACAGGAUGGCUGGGAGCAAUGUCCACGGGAGUGGCGCUUUUGCUGUCGCCGGUGACGAUAGCGUUUUGCCGGCGGAAAUCCACAAGAUUGACGGCCGUCAUGGGCGGCCUGAUCACCGCGCUCGGAUGUCUCUUCACCAGUUUCGCCACGCAGUUCCAUCAAUUGUUCUUCAGCUACGGCACCGUCAUCGGAAUCGGAGUGGGCAUGACCAGGGAUUGUUCCACACUGAUGGUAGCACAAUAUUUUAAACGAAAACGUGAGUUCGUCGAAAUAUUCAUCGUAUCCGGCAGCGGGAUGGGCAUAGCCGUCAUGUCGAGCUUCAUCAAAGGAGCCAUAAGCGCUAUCGGCUGGCGACUUGGACUGCAGCUGGUCACCGCUACGGUGUUCACCACGUUCCUGUUGGGCACGUGUUAUAGGUCGGCAUCGCUGUACCACCCACAGAGACGGGCCAUUCUGCACCUAAAAAACCAGAAGCGGAAAAUCAAGGAUAAGAAUCGGCACGACGACCGGCCACCGUUCCUCGACUUCACCACGCUCCGAAGCAAGACUGUCCGAAUCCUGCUCGUAUCCACCGGCAUUAGUGCAUUCGGCAUAAACACUCCGAUAUUCUACCUGGCUCACCAGGCCGAAGAGGACGGACUUGGCGAUUCGGCGCUGACGCUACAGGUGCACAUGGGACUCGCGUGGACGGUGGGUUGCGUGGCGUUCGGGCUGAUCGGUCGGAACUCGGUAGAAUGUCGGAUCGCCAGACAGUACCUGUGCCAGGCAUCCGUGUUCAUGUGCGGCGUGUCCAUUUUGGCGCUGACUACGGUCCGCGGCGAUCGACAGGGGUACGUCAUGUUCGCCUGGGUGUACGGUAUGUUCUGCGGUGGGUACCAUUACUCGCUCAAGAUGUACACGUACGAGCGGGUCCGGGCACGGAACUUUGCCCGCACCUGGGGAUUCGUCCAGUGCUCGCAGGCCAUACCCAUCGCACUCGGUGUGCCCAUAUCCGGUUACAUCAACAUUGGUUAUGGCCCCAAGACGGGUUAUUACUUCAGCUCGGCGUGCGUGUUGCUCGGCAGCCUGACAAUGUUCUUCAUUGAUCUGCAUCGGCGGAACGUGGCCCGACACAAGCACAACGAGUCGGGUACAAAGAAGCUGUGCGUAUCUGACUCGUGUCCUCAGCGUCGGAGGCUGUCGUUCACCGUCGAACCUGAGGAAGUGGUGGUGAUGGAACCGCCGUUAAACAUGCAGGGAGUCGGACUCAUCGGCGGUGGAAGUGGCGGCGGUGGCGGUUUGGGGUUGAUGAUGGGCGGCGUUGGUAGUGGUAGUGGCGGCAGUGGUGGCAGUGGCGGUGGCGGCGGUGGACCCAACGACAAGCCCGAGCUGACGUGCAUCUCCGAAGAGGGUAUCGCCGACAUGGAUCUGCCCGACAACCUGCUCGACGACCUCGACUACAUCGGCGAUUGCAUCACGUCGUGCAACAAAGUGGAAAACUAUUUAAUGCUGAGCGAGUUCGAGAACAACCUGAUCGCCGAAAUGCCGGUCAUCAUGGACCGAAAGGGCCGAAGGUGGUCGUUGGCCAAACAGGCGGAAGAGGAGACACCCAGGGGCGGCAAGUGGCGGCUGGUCGCCGGACACAACAGCAGGAUGAUCACAGUCAUCGACGAGGCGUCCGUGUAAAACCGACCGCUCUUAUUGACAUUUUAUAUUCAUAUGUUGUAUUAUUAUUAUUAUUAUUAUUAUUGUUGAAUAUGUGUUCAUUUUAUUUUAUUUUAUUUUUUAUUUAUUUGUUUACUAUUAUAUUAUUUUAUUUUAUUUAAUAAAAUUUCAAAAUGACACAGUAUACCUAAAUUUCUGUUGUCGUCGACUUCACUCAAAUGUUUGUGGGCGAUCAUUUUUGUAAUCAAAAAUAGAAUAUACUCUAAGUGGAUGUUAAACAAACAAAACACAAUAUUGACGUUAUCAAACUUUUUUAAUUGUAUAAAAGUUAUUUUUUUAAUUGUACAUUAAUACAGUAGCGAGCAGUUGUCUAAACUAAAUAUGUUUGUCCCUUAAAUUAAAAUUUUUAUAUUUAAUCGAUGUUGGAUAUCUAUUAGGUAUCUACGAUAAUAUUAUAGGAACUCAUUGACGUCAUAUUACUAUAUUUAUAUUAUAAUAUUAUUAUUUCAACGAAUUUGCUUGGUUUCGAUUUUAUCCUAUUAUAUAAAACGAUAUUAUUAUAAUUAAUUAUGUCGUAAAAUUAUUGUAUAAAAUAAUUUAAUUACAUACAAUAAUGAUAUAGUACUAUUAUGUGUCAUUGGCUGAAUCUGUGAUCUAACUAAUUUAUUACUGUUAUUUGUAAAAAAAAUAUUUUUGCUUACGAUUAGUUGAAUUCAAUACAAUUUUUCAUAACUUCAAUGGUAAUAUUAUAUUGUAUAAUAUACUUUUUUUUACUUCUUAAUUUAAUAAUAACACUACUAAAACGUGACACAUAAACGUAUUAUAUGAAUUGUGAAAAGAAACAACCGCCAACGUCACAUGUACGCAUUUUGUGUUAUUUUACAUAAAACUUUAGUAAUAUGUAAGUGCCAUUUAGUAGAUCAUAUAUUAUGAUAUUUGUUAUUGUGUAUUUUUAGGGUUCUCGUUCAUCAUUUAUUAUAGUUUUUUUUUUCACUACCACAGCUUAGUUUUGUAAUGCCUUCGUAUUGUAUGAUAUUAAAAAGAUUGUUAAUUUAAAUUCAAGAAACAUUGUCAAAUACAAUUAACGAUAUCGAUACACCUAUAUUGUUAUGUGAAAAAUUCCAUAGUACGUCUUAUUAAAAUUAAAAAAAAAAAAUUAAAUUCUCAUCAAUUUUUUUUUUCAUGUAGAACAUUUCAAUAUUUCAAAACUGAAAUCACUUAAUACGUUUAAUAAGUACUUGCUUUGUGUUUAAUUAUCGUAAAAAUUUUUACGGUUUUAAACAUAUCAUCACUUCUAUAGAUGCCAAUAAUAGUUCAUUCGAUAUAUUGCAGGUCAAUCAUUAAUCAAAACAUAAAUUUUAUGUGAACGAAAACCAAAAUCCAAUACUAAAAAACACAGUUUUUAAUUAAGUGAACUCAUUAAUAAAAAAAAAAAAAAAAUGAUUUAGGUAUAAUCUAUUAUUCUAUUAUAUUACCUAUUAUUCAUGACAUCGUAUAUUCGAUAAAUACAACUUUGUAUACCAAUACGAAACAUAUUUAUAAUAACCAAAACAUAAUAAUUACCAAAUAACUAGUACUCUUAUUAAUUAUUGUACUUUUUAAAUUAAUAUUUGUAUUUAAAUUAUAGUUACAUGAAAUCCAUAAUAUAAAACGAUAUUUUUGAUUGAAAUUAUUAGUUAAAUCUUAUAAGUGUAUGUAAUUACCAUCACAAUAUUUAUUGGUUAUUUAACUAACAAAUACCUAUUAAUUUUUUAUCGUUCAUAAAUUUAGAAAAUUAUAAUAUCUUCAUUAUGUUUGUAUAAUAAUAUAAUAUUAUUAUUUUAUCAUUAACUAUUAAGGAAACGGUCUUUUUAUCGUAUCUAUAAUGUUAUGUUAAAAAGAACGUUAAAAACUAAUUUUGAAAUUCGUUCCUUACGUACAAUUAAAAUUAUUUAUUUUGUUAUCAUUACUUACAUACAUCUUAUAUUAUAAGAACCUAUGUGCAAUUUCAUCUAGCAAAAUUUAUUUUUGGUAUAGAUAAUGUUUUAUAGCAAUAUUUUUCUUAUCGCGAAUAUAAUAUUAUUAAAAUUUAAUUAUUUUAGAAGUAAAUAAAAUUAAGACAAACAAUAUCCCAAGAUUGACAUUUAGAGACACGGGAAAAAACAUCACGGAUAUCUAUGUACACAAAGUGUGUAAAACAAAUUCUAAAUGGUCUCUGAAUAGAUGGAAUUAUAAUAGUAUAUUAAUAAUUGUAUGUUCGAAUCUAAGAAAUGCAAGUUUUUAGACAUGGUUCAUUCUAGACUGAUCUUAGCAAUUUAAAUUCAAGUUAAAAUCUAUUUGUUUAUUAGUCUAUAGGUUUCCUAUAUAUUAUAUACAAUGUCGGUAUCAUGUCCGCAAAUUAAUGUGUCACAUUACUAUUUAGUCAAAUGACAAUAAUUCUUGGCAAGCACUUAACUCGCCAGCUUCUUGAUGGUAAUAACUAAAAUUUAGUUGUGUAUAUUUAGCGUUUUUCUAUAGUUAUUAAGCAUUGCAUUUUAAAUAAAUUGAAUUAGAUAAUACUUCGUCAUAAUGUUAUAAUUAUUGUAGUAACCAUUUUAUAUAUAUAAUUGUAAAGUAAUGCUGAAAGUGAUUUGUGUUUUUUAUAUUUGUCAUUAUAUAUAUAUAUAUAAAAAAAAGAAUUGGUUAUGGAUAAUGUUUUAUUAAUAAUGUCGUGUGAUUAUGUCGCGUGAACACGCUGUUUAUUGUGAUAACGUUGAUUUAAAAUUGAAGUUGAAUAAAAUUUGUACUGUACAAUUA
Messenger RNA from Aphis gossypii (cotton aphid), 5676 nucleotides. Its product is annotated as monocarboxylate transporter 12. Gene Ontology annotation, molecular function: monocarboxylic acid transmembrane transporter activity. NCBI's taxonomy places the organism in Eukaryota, Metazoa, Arthropoda, Insecta, Hemiptera, Aphididae. Gene Ontology annotation, biological process: transmembrane transport. The record is from RefSeq and is a predicted model, not a curated record.